Molecule: messenger RNA, 2865 nt
Organism: Rotaria sordida
Lineage: Eukaryota; Metazoa; Rotifera; Eurotatoria; Philodinida; Philodinidae
Source: the annotation of a GenBank genome assembly
AUGACGAUUGAUUCAACUAUGACAAAUCGAGACUUUUGUACUUUUACUGUUCUGCUGUUGAUAUUAACAUUUUGCCACUCUCAAAAUAUAAAUUAUCAAUGUAACUUUGACCGUAAUAUGACAGGUGACUGUCAAUUCACACUAAUAUCGGAAGGAUCUAAUAAUUUGGCCUUGUCAAAUGGCAAUUUUCCUUCUUCUAAUAAUCCUACUCAACCCUUAUCUGAUGUUACUGCUGUUCGAUCACUUACUACACCUAACAAUGAACCCUGCAAUUUUCCAUAUACUUAUACACCAGGAAACUGGCAAAUGUAUUUUUGUCGAGCUUAUUCUAACAGCAACUUCACAUGUCUAACUGCAUCUGGUUUGGGACAAUGUUCUACUGGAAAAUUUGUCGCGAUAGCUGCAUCAGGAAUUGGUGCAUAUGAUCAGACAUAUGUGACUGAUGUUAAACAAAGCUCAAGUGCUAUUCAAUGUCUUGAUUUCUAUUAUUAUAUACCUGGUACAUCAAGCAAUGCUAGAAUGCAAGUAGGAUGGAAAGCAGAUGCAGACACACAACAAAUAAUUGAACUGACAGCACAUUCAGAAAACAGAUGGCAAAAUAGUCGGAGUAACUAUACAGCUCCUUCAUCAUCUUCUUAUCAACUUACAUUCAGAAUGAUGCGUGAUGCAGUAAGUUUUAAUCAUAUCUUUGGUUUGGAUGAAAUCAAGAUAUAUGAUCAACCUUGUGAUUCUAGUAUGACAACAACUACUACUGAGUCAGCAACAACUAUCACUGAAUUAUUCGAAAUAACCACAACCUCAUCACCCGAAAUGAUCACCUCAAUGUCAACAACAACUACCUCAAUAUUACCCGGAACGACGACUAUUGCACUGACGACAACAACAUCAAUAACAACGACAGUAUCUACUACGCCUAGUCUUUUCGAAUCAUCUGUGAUUACACAAGAUGUUGAAGAAACAUUAAGUUCAAAUGUUCCAAUUAUAACAACGACAACUUCAACUUACACCACAAUAGAACCUCUCCUUCAAAUAUUUAGUUGUGAUUUUUCCACUACUUUAUGUUUUGAGAGUGGUGAACUUGUUGUCACCAAUGGAAAUGAAUUCACUUCUGUUGAUAUCGUCAAUGAACCACCUCGAUUUCCUCUUUCUGAUGUUAGUUCAAUUAUUGAACCAACAGAUUAUAAUGAACUAUGCAAAUUACCUUAUCAACCAUCAAUAGAUAAUAAUACAAAUAUAACUAGUUCAUAUAUAUGGUUUUGUUACAAGAAUCAAUGUCCAACUGAAAGUCAACAAUUAGCAAAUUGUAAAUCAGCUGAGAAUGCAUCAAUCAAUAGGACUAGUAUAUCACAUCACAAUGAAUAUACAGAUUCAUUAAAAGAUGCUAAUCUUAUUGUAAUUACUAAACAAAGUAUAAAUCAUGAUGAUAUUCAUCAUUUACAAUUAAAUACGAAUCAAUCAUCAGUUCCUAUAUAUUUAACUAUUAAAAAUAUAACUGAAAACAAAAAUAGCAGUAUUUAUCUUCUCUCAUUACUAGUUUUUGAUGAGUCUAAUCAAUCGUCAUGGGAAAACUUACUUUUUCAACAAUAUUUGCCAGUGGAUCAUGUUAAUUUCACUACAUUUAUUGUUCAUAAUGAAUCAAAUCUUCUCAAAUGUUUGCCUGCAGACUAUCCAUGUCUAGAUACAAGUGAAAUGCCUGAUACAACUGUAUCUUAUCAAGCAAUAUCAGUUCCAGGUACUAUUAUCACAGUAAUCAAUGCUACCAUUCAUUGUAGCUCUUCCAAUAUGCUAGAAAGUUCUCAAUCGAGUUUUAGUAAUAAAGAUAUUUUGAAAAUCUAUUUAUCAAUAACUACUGCGGUAUCAUGCAAUCAUUGUCAAAAUGAAACAUUGAAAUCUAUCAAUCGCAAACAAAUACCAUUUAAAAUUUCUUCACAAGAUAAUUCUUCUAUUAUUAUAAUUACAAUUAAAACACCUGAUAUUCAGAUUAUUCAUAUUCCAGAUCAAAAUUUAAUUGAAACAGAAGAAACUGCAAUUCAUUGGCAUGGUUUAAUACAACGAAAUACAUUACAUAUGGAUGGUGUUUCAGGUAUUACUCAAUGUGCUAUAUUACCAAAUCAAUCAUUUGUAUACACAUACUCUACUGGUGAUCAAUCAGGUACUUAUUGGUAUCAUUCACAUUAUGCUAUUCAAUAUGGUGAUGGUCUUAAAGGUGUUUUAAUUAUAAAAGAUCAAAAUGAUCCAUGGAAAAAUUUUUAUCAAGAUGAAGAAGUUCUUCAAAUCACUAAUUGGUAUCAUACACCUGCUUAUAUACUUUUGCAAUCAUAUUUAUAUUCUGGAACGUUAGAUAUAAUACAUGACACAGGUCUUAUCAAUGGUAUUGGACAAUUUAAUUGUACUCUAAAUGAAACAUGUUCUUAUUAUCGUACAUCUAUUCGAGCAGGUACAAUAAAACGAUAUCGUAUUAUAAAUACAUCAAUUUAUGCUAGAAUAACAUUAACGAUUGAUCAGUAUCAAAUGAGAUUAAUAGAAGCAGAUGGAAUUUAUUUAGAUGGUAAUAAAUAUUUACGAGCACUUCGUUUAAGUCCUGGUCAACAAUAUUCUGUAAUAGUUACUGCAAAAAAAAAAAACUUUUCAUUAAGUUAUUGGAUACGUGUUACUAUUCAUCCAUUUAUUGAUUAUAAUAAACAAUAUCAUUUAUCUAUUGAACCAAAUAUAAGAGCUAUUCUACAAUAUAUUAAUGAAACUGAUCAAAAUAUUCAAACUAUUCCAUCAAUAGAUUCAUUCAAUGAUGAUACAUUUAUUAUUAAUCAAUCAAUUAAUCAUGAAGAAAUAUUUAGUGAUCAAAUCAGAAUUAAUUCCAAUGAAUAA